This is a messenger RNA of Hevea brasiliensis (rubber tree), 2723 nucleotides long. Its product is annotated as vicilin-like seed storage protein At2g18540. The record is from RefSeq and is a predicted model, not a curated record. The coding region runs from base 597 to 2471 and encodes 624 amino acids. The transcript is spliced from 5 exons. NCBI's taxonomy places the organism in Eukaryota, Viridiplantae, Streptophyta, Magnoliopsida, Malpighiales, Euphorbiaceae.
UUCAUCUGCAGACCAUAACCAAAGGCCCUGCCAUUUCAAUCCUCUCUUUAGAAACUUCAAAACUUGAAACGGAACUUCUACCCCAAAAUUUGAAUCAAAACAAAUUUCUCUCUUUGCUAUUCUCCUAAAUAUUUAUAUAUUUUUAUAGAAAGCUCGAACUUGAACUUAUUGUUUAGUCAGUGAUUGUACUAAUCCAGACUAGCCCAUGAUAAAUUUUUUUAAUUGCCAUAAGUGAUAUUAAGCAUAUCACCGAAUUGGCUAUAGUGUAUAUUGAGCAGCGAUUCUCUAGUUGCUGGAAGAUGCAAUUUCUGCGACAAUUAAGGUAAAGAUGAGCUCGAGGACCAAAUACAACCCACAAUUGUCUAUUAAUCAGCGAUCAAAAAUUUCUUAUAACCACCUUUGUAUCUUAGCCGAAAGAAUGCAUCUUAGUAUCCGUCAAGUGUUCCACGACCAUGCACGUGUCCACAUGCAGAGGACACGUAACACUCGUCGCCUUCCUCGUUAGUCUUUAUAUAUACAGAUCAACAAUUGAUCACCAAUGGCAGUGACUCUUAUCGAAAAAUUUUCUUUCUGUGGAAAAAAAAAAUUGAAAAAGAAUGUUUCAGAAAGCUUCAAUUAUGCCUUGUUUACUCUUAUCACUCGUCCUUUUGCUUUCCCUUUGCUGCUCUCUUCGUGCGGAGGCCUUCAGAGAGGAGGAAUGUGAUUAUUUUGCUGGGAUGAAACCCUCUAUGGUGAAGAGGGAACACAGGAAGUCUUUAGUGGUGACUGAAUAUGGAGAGAUCUCAGCUGUUGAUAUCUCGAGUGGUACAAGAGGGGCAUACCAUCUUGAGUUUAUGACAUUGGAGCCUAAUUCCUUGUUUCUUCCUGUUCUUCUUCACGCUGACAUGGUUUUUUAUGUGAAAACAGGGAGUGGGAAAUUGAGUUGGGCUAAAGGUGGAAGAGAAAUGAAGAGGGUGAAUUUAAAGAGAGGAGAUGUGCAUAGGCUACAUCCAGGCUCAAUUUUCUUUGUGCAGUGUAGCUUGGAACCAGAACGACAGAAGCUCAGGAUUUAUGCCAUCUAUUCAAAUACAGAUGAAGAUCUCUACGAGCCAGCCAUUGGAGCAUACUCUAGCAUCAGAGAUUUGGUUCUUGGCUUUGAUAAGAAACUCCUACAAUCAGCUUUUAUGGUCUCUGAUGAUGUAAUAGAAGAAAUGACAAGUGCAAUGAGGCCACCAGCCAUAGUGCAUGCAGUGUCAGAGAAGAAAUCAAUAUUUUUGGAACUAGAAGCUAGGUUUCUAAAAGCUCUUACUGGCAACAAAGAUGGCUCCUUCUAUGACAUCAAUGGUGGGAACAAGAAAACCAAGACAUUCAACAUUCUAGACGCUGACCCAGAUUUUGAGAACUGUAAUGGGUGGAGUGUGACUGUAGGCAGAAGAGACUUGAAAUCUCUAAGGGGUUCGAAUAUUGGAGUUUUCAUGGUGAACUUGACAAAGGGGUCUAUGAUGGGGCCACAUUGGAACCCAAUGGCUACUGAGCUAGCGAUAGUUUUACAGGGACAAGGGAUGGUAAGGGUGGUUUGUGCUAGCAAUUUAAAUGAAACAAAGUGCAAGAACACGAGGUUCAGGGUUGAGGAAGGAGAUGUUUUUGCUGUACCUAGAUUCCAUCCGAUGGCUCAAAUGUCUUUCAAUAAUGAUUCAUUUGUUUUUAUGGGUUUUAGCACAUCAACAAGGAAAAACUACCCUAAAUUUCUAGCUGGGAAAAGCUCAGUCCUACAAACUUUGAACAAACAGAUCUUGGCCUUGUCCUUUAAUGUCACUAAUGCCACUAUUGAUCGAUUGUUGACUCCUCAGGCAGAGGCAGUAAUAUUGGAAUGCACUUCUUGCGCCGAGGAAGAGGAUAUCAUAAUGAAGGAAGAAAUGGAAAGAGAAAGGCAGGAAGAGGAAGCUAGGAAGAGAGAGGAGGAAAGGAAGAGGGAAGAAGAGGAAAGGAAAAGAGAACAAGAGGAAGAGGAAAGGAAAAGAGAAGAAGAGGAAGAAAGGAAGAGGGAAGAAGAGGAAAGGAAAAGAGAACAAGAGGAAGAGGAAAGGAAAAGAGAACAAGAGGAAGAAAGGAAGAGGGAAGAAGAAGAAAGAAAGAGGGAAGCAGAGGAAGAAAAGGAAAGGGAGAGGGAGGAAGAAAAGGAAAGGAGGAGAAAGGAAAAGGAAGAAAGGAAGAGAGCACAAAAGAGGCAAAGAGAGGAAAAGAAAAGACAAGAAGCAGCAGCAAGAAGGGUGCAAGAAGAGGCCAGAAGAGAAGAAAUAGAAAGACAAGUGAAACAAAAGGGAAAAGAAGCUAGGAAGGAGAAGGAAAGAGAAAUACAAGGUGGUGAGAGCCAAUCAGAAGAGGAGAAACAGAAAGGAGAAACAGGGGAAGAAGAAGAAGGAGGAACUAGAAAAGAAGAGCAAAAGCGUGAAGGCGGCAGUGGCAGAGGAAGAAGAGUGUGGAAAUUUUGAAGGGUGACCUAAUAGCUGCUGCAUUGGACGAUCCUCAGCUACUUUCUCUGUAGAUGUAGCAAUAAAAGCUCCUUCUACGCUAUGCAGUUUGCCCUGUUUUCCCUCUUUUUAUUCCUUACUAAGCUCUGCGAUCCAUGGAUGGAGAUUGGACAUCAUGUGCACCCUGUAAUGAAUUUGGAUCCUUUUUUUUUUUUUUUUCAUGAGUUUGGAGAUGUAAAAUAAAAUUUGAAAUCCAAGUUCGUUUUUUUUUUU